AUGACAAAGGUUUUAAGAAUACCAGUGUGUGUCAGUUUGAAGGAGAGAGAAGGAGGAAGAAGGAGGGAGAAGGAGGGAGAAGGAGGGAGAAGGAGGGAGAAGGAGGGAGAAGGAGGGAGAAGGAGGGAGAAGGAGGGNCAGGGUUCCCUGGAAAGGAACUAUGGAACAGGGUUCCCUGGAAAGGAACUAUGGAACAGGGUUCCCUGGAAAGGAACUAUGGAACAGGGUUCCCUGGAAAGGAACUAUGGAACAGGGUUCCCUGGAAAGGAACUAUGGAACAGGGUUCCCUGGAAAGGAACUAUGGAACAGGGUUCCCUGGAAAGGAACUGUGGAACAGGGUUCCCUGGAAAGGAACUAUGGAACAGGGUAAUCUAUCACACGUUUUCCACCUUCUGCUACUUUACUCCCAUCUACGGCUCUAUCUUAGCGGACAUGUACCUCGGGAAGUUUAAGACAAUUGUCUCCAUCUCUGUAUUCUAUGUUCUCGGUCAUCUUCUUAAAACUCUGGCAUCUAUACCUACCCUUGGAGUACCACCUGUUGAGUUUUCAUUGAUUGGUCUGGCGCUGAUUGCAAUUGGAACUGGAGGAAUUAAACCCUGUGUCUCUGCUUUCGGAGGUGAUCAGUUUAAACUACCGGAGCAAACUCGACAGCUUCAAACCUUCUUCUCUGUUUUCUACUUCGCUAUCAACGCAGGAUCCUUGAUCAGUACCUUCCUUACACCAGCACUUAGAGAGGAUGUUCACUGUUUCGGCGAGAAAACCUGUUAUUCCCUCGCCUUCGGAGUUCCGGCCAUUCUUAUGUUCAUCGCUACCGUAGUUAUCAUUAUAGGACGACCGCUGUAUGUGAUGAAACCUCCUCAAGGAAAUGUGAUUCCCAGUGUAUUUGGCAGCGUUUUCUGUGCGUUGAAGGAGAAGAUUAAAGGAAAGAAGGCUGAGCACUGGCUGGACCUCGCUAAAACAAAGUAUGACAGUAACCUGGUUGAAGAUGUGAAAAGUUUGACCGGUGUGCUAGUUCUCUAUCUGCCUCUACCAAUCUGGUGGGCGCUCUUCGAUCAAACAGGCUCAAGAUGGACCUUUCAGGCUUCAAGAAUGAACGGACAUCUAGGAUCUACCACAAUCAAACCCGACCAGAUGCAGGUUAUUAAUCCGCUUCUUAUUCUCUUCCUUAUCCCAAUAUUUGAUAGAGUCAUCUACCCUGUUUUUGCAAAGUGUGGUCUCCUGAUUAAACCUUUACAGAGGAUGACUGCUGGAGGUCUUCUCACAGCCUGCUCAUUCUUUAUCUCCGGAAUCCUUGAACUACAGAUGAUGAAAACAUAUGCCAAGGUACCUGGAGAAGGUGUUUCUAAUCUUUUCAUGAUGAAUACUCUACCCUGCCACAUAGAGAUUCAGUUGUUCCGGGGAGAGACCGAGUUUGAUACCUUGUACAUACCGGAGUUCUCCAGUGCAGUACAGUACGAGAUAGUACCUGGAGAAUACAGAACCAGGAUCCAGACUAAUACAACCUGCCUCCCGGAUAUACUCAACAUUAGAAACAAAGAAUUUACAGUUGUUGCCAAGAACAAGAAGGUUUCAUCGUUUAUUGUCUCAGCAGAUGAAGGAUCCGUCCUGCUCACAUCUCUUAGACAAGAAGAGGACCCAGAGAAGGAUGAUGAUUCAAACGGAAAGUUCAGAGUCAUUCAGGAUAUGUUGGUGACUGAAAUGUCUAAUGAUCCUUGGAUCCAGCUAAACGGAACCGAGCUCGACCAGCUCCACAAUGCUACAGGAGAGGUUCCAGUAGUCGAGCAUUCUCAUCAUAAUGGAGGUGAGGAGGAGGAGGAGGAGGAGAUAAGCUUGGAGGAGGAUCUAAACUUGGAGGAGGAGAGAUUUCUCCAGCAUCCGUAUAGAGCUGAGGAUAUUGGAACCUACAGUUUGUUGGCAGACCUAGAGAAGGUUGGAGACGUUCACCUGGAGCAGGGAGGAGUCUAUACAGUUCUUCUCACAAAGAAUCCUGCCACGCAAGAACUUGAAGUUAUGCAGUACACUCUUACGGAGAAAAACUCUAUUCACAUGCUCUGGUUGGUCCCGCAGUACGUCGUCAUCACGGUCGGAGAGAUCAUGUUUAGUAUUACAGGGUUGGAGUUCUCCUAUAGUCAGGCUCCUGACAGCAUGAAAUCUGUAUUGCAAGCAGCUUGGCUUCUUACCGUUGCUUUCGGAAACAUCAUUGUCAUCAUCGUCGCCGAGGCCAAGUCCUUGAACCAAGCCAACGAGUUCUUCAUGUUCGCCUGUCUUAUGAUCGUUGAUAUGUUUCUGUUCGCGCUCCUAGCGUGGAGGUAUGUCCCACGGAAAGUUGAAAAGGAAAAGUCCGAUGAAAUAGAUCUGGAGCCUCGUGGAGUCUCAAACUCUAACUUCUCAAACGAGGAUUAAAGAAAGACUAAUCUAAAAACCUAGAAGAUAAAUUGAAAUUAAUGGCGAGCAAAAAAUUUCAUUCAACGACAUAGAGUGCAAUUCCAAGCCAGAACUGGAACCUGUGUUAACCAAAACUGGCUUAGGUUUCACUAGAACAAGAACUUGUUUUAACGAGAAGUAUUUAGAACCGGUUUUAAACAAAACUAGAACCUGGUUCAACCAGAAUUAGAUUGUCUGAGGUCUCUUUGCCAAUAUUGAUAAUUUUGGUAGGGUUAACCUCCCUACCAUUCAUUGUACUGGUAUAUGGUAAGUUAUUGUUCCAAAUGUAUGUUUACAUAUCAGUCUUAACAAAAAUAUUUCUUACUGAUGACGACAUCAUUAUUUUGAUGCACGAUUUUAAAAAUUCAACCAUCUGAGAAUAAAUUUUUACAGUACUUUCUAUAUAUAUAUCCAUUAUUGUGAUUAUAUGUACUAAAAUUAAAAUUUAGUCAUCAAACUAAUGAAAGGUGUAGAAAUUAUGAAUAGUUAGAAGUGAAUUGUACAAAAAUGGACAGCUUAUCAUUUUUCAAUUGUUCUUAAUAUGUAUAAUCAUGUACAACGUACAGCAUUUGAAAUGAAAUUAAAAUGAAGACGACUUUCGAUUUUAAUAUUUUUUAUUUCUAUACCAAGCUUUCAAGCAGUAUGGAUACACAUAAACUUGAAAACAAAACUAAGCUGUAAAUUAACAGUUUCUCUUUGUUUACUUGUAAACUCGUAAUUUGAAGCAAGCGUCUUCGGAAUCAAAACAUAAAUGUAGAAGUCGUUUUUAUUGUAUUAAUAUAAACGCGGACUACUGUACAUAAUCAGUUAACUGUUUACGUUUAUUGUAAAAAUGUUUAAAACAGUUUCACAAUCAAAUUAUUCUUUCAGAUUAAAAAAUCCAUUUUCAUAAAAGAAGAAAAAACUUGAAAGUACAAACUUGUUUAGAAUUAAAAUUGCAUCCCAUUUUCCUAAGCUCAUAUUGAAGAAAAGAUACACUAAGCCCUUUGUUCCGACAAAAUCUUUCUUUGAUUUCAUUUUCACUUUGUUAAAUUAAAAUGUGCUACACCGCAGUAUUGAAAAUACAGGGCUACCCGCACAGGAUGAGACUGCAGAGACGAUUGUACGGAAUUUUAAUCAAUCUUCUUUCUUAGGUUCAAGAUUUCUUGCAGCUGUCAACUUGUUUCUUUUAUAAAGACUGUAUUUAUGGCAGUAACCUAUGUUCAAUCUCCAGGGCGCAAUAUCUAUGGAGUUUAAGGUCGUCAUUGAAGUCUCAUCCUUUGUGGGUAACCCUGUAUAUUUAAGAUUAAUUGUAAUAUAUAUAUAU
Molecule: messenger RNA, 3730 nt
Organism: Eurytemora carolleeae
Lineage: Eukaryota; Metazoa; Arthropoda; Copepoda; Calanoida; Temoridae
Product: solute carrier family 15 member 2
Exons: 21
Coding region: 1-2403 (800 amino acids)
Biological process (GO): oligopeptide transport; transmembrane transport
Cellular component (GO): membrane
Molecular function (GO): dipeptide transmembrane transporter activity
Source: RefSeq, a predicted model, not a curated record